Messenger RNA from Ctenopharyngodon idella (grass carp), 3382 nucleotides. RefSeq lists its product as uncharacterized. Lineage: Eukaryota; Metazoa; Chordata; Actinopteri; Cypriniformes; Xenocyprididae. The transcript is spliced from 2 exons. The record is from RefSeq and is a predicted model, not a curated record. The coding region runs from base 1937 to 3103 and encodes 388 amino acids.
CAACAUACUUUAUAGUUCAGAUACACACAGAGUAUAUUAAAGCUGCAGUCCGUAACUUUUGGCACUCUAGCGGUUAAUAAACAGAACUGCAUGCAUCUUGCUGAAGAACAUUGUAGCCGGAGCUACUUCUCUCUGUUUAUGUCUAUGACGAGUCACACAAGUACUGUGCUACUCCGCAGUGAUACGACUUGAACCAGUCUAAAAUAGUCCGAAUAUAAACACUUUUUAUAGGUGUACCGUAGUUAUUCAAGAUAAGACAAAAACACGGUUUGGAAAACGGAUUCAUGAUGUACUCGCUCAUUAUAUAACCUUUGUCAAUUUUAAACAAAAAAGUUACGGACAACAGCUCAUGAAAAUGUAACAGUCAUAGCAAUAAUAAGAAUCUUCUUGUCAUUAAACUGAGUUGCAGCAGAUUUGAAGUUCCCAGCAUGCUUUGCGUCACUCUCUGUAAGGGGGAAUAAAUGUUGGAAUUGAGUGUUAUUUUGUGUGUUUUUGCACAAGAUUAAUACAGGGGAAGAUAUCUUAUUGUUUAAUUUUCUGUUAUUUUGGUAUGUGAAGGUGUUUCUGUGAUGUUUAAGUUUUUUGUUACCAUCGUGGUAAAGAGUAGUGCCUGUGCUUAGGUUGAGAAUGUAAAGACUAGAUGUUAGUUUAUUCAAUAUUUCAAUUAAAUUGUAAAUACUGAAUUUGUGUGAUAUAAAAUAGUCUUUGAGUUAUUUAUGUAAGUGUUUUGAGUAUUCUGAAUUGGGUUUUACAGCCACUGCAUCAAAAUAACUGAAAAACAAGAAACAUUACAUAUGGUAAACAAUAGUUUUAAGUACAGUGGACUUAAACAUUACUAAAACUAAAAUUAAAAAAAUUCAAUUUGACUUAAAUGUGAUUGUGAUUUAUAAUAAUUCUUUACCUAAAAGAUUUGAGUUGCUUAAAUUUUUUGAGGUAAUUGGUGUCUACAAUAAUUUUGAGUAGUAUUACAGUAACAUGCUGUAAAAAAGCAUGUUUUUUCAGAGGGCUGUAAAUUAACAGUACAUUACUGGCAACCACAGCUGCCAGUAGAUUACCGUUGUUUUACAGCACAUUUUUUUUACAGUGCAGAAGUGACCAAAACCUGACAAAAUCUCCAAAAACCUCUGUUUAUUGAUGUCCUCAUUUGUAAAAAUAGCAUAAAAAUAAAGUAAUUAAGUUUUUUUAAAAAUGUAAAAAUGCAGAAAGUUUUCUGUGACAGGUAGGUUUAGGGGAAGGGUUAAAUUAAAUAGUUUCUGUCCACUUCCUGCUGUGAAGUGUUCUUUUUCAUGAUGUCUUUUCAUGACAUAGUUGAAUAUUAAAAGUUCUGUACAUGGAAAUGACAUACAGUGAGCCUCAAACACCGUAGUUUCCUCCUUCUUAUGUAAAUCUCGUUCGUGCAAAAGACCACUGAAAAACAGGCGAAUGUCAACAUAACACAGACUGUGAUGCAACAGUCGGGAUCAUUAAUAUGUAUGCCCCCAACUUUUGCAUAUACCAGUCCAUGUUCAAGGCAAGGCAGUAUUAAAGGGUUAGUUCACCCAAAAAUGAAAAUAAUGUCAUUUAUUACUCACCCUCAUGACGUUCCAUACCUGUAAGACCUUCGUUAAUCUUCGGAUGUCACAGUUCCCUUGUCUCCCGGACUCCAUUUCCCAUGAUCCUCCUGUCUCCACUCCUGUUUGCACUUCCCUCAUCAGUCUUCCCGCCAUCUCCCCGGAUUCCCAGCACCUGUUGUCCUCGUCAGCACUCCCUUUUAGUUGGACUCACUCCUUGCACUCCUGGUCCGUUCUUAAUGUUAUGUUAUGUACUAUGUGUUUGGUGUUCUCCUCCAUAGUUCAUUAAAGUGCCUGUUAUUGUGGAUUUCCUUGUACUGCCUCGUCUCUACACCAGCACCGGUAACAGAAGAACGGACCAAACCGCUGGAGAUCCACUGACUACGAUGGACUUAUUCAUCGUCUCCCAAGCUCCAGCUUCUCCCAUGCCUCCCACAUCUAUGUCGGCUGCGGACCGCCUCAUUGGACUCCUGCAGGACGGACGUUCGCUCGAGAGGUAUAUGGAGGAGUUUGUCGAGUUAGCCUUUUUGACGAAUUGGUCAGACGCUUCGUUAAACACCCUUUUUCUGGACGGACUGGACGAGAGCACAAUCCGUUUUGAUGAACCUGACAAUUAUGUUUCCUUAAAUGAGACUAUUAAUCUGAUUUUGUAUUUAAAUGGUUCUGAGUUCGUUGUCGAAGAGGUUCCGGAUAUUCCGUGCUUUUCUCGUCCAGUUCCUCCAGAAACACGGGUGGCCUGGCCAGUUCGUCAGUCUCCAUCUUCCUCCACAUACCCCUCCGGUGAACCGUUUCCCUGUGUCCUGCCGGGUUUACAACACUCUAAGUCCAAGCGGUCCAUGAGGAGGAAGAGGAAGAAGGCCAAGCAGCCCCAGUUUCCUGAGAUUUCUGCCUCCGUGCAGCCCCAGUUUCCUGAAUUUUCUGCCUCCGUGCAGCCCCAGUUUCCUGAAUUUUCUGCCUCCGUGCAUCCCCAGUUUCCUGAAUUUUCUGCCUCCGUGCAUCCCCAGUCUACUGAUUUUUCUGCCUCCGUGCAGUCCCAGUUUCCUGAGUUUUCUGCUGCAAAUCAGCCCAAAAGUCCAGUUUUAGAAGAAAAGGACUGGUUAAUAGACUUUUGGGUUGAACCAGCUCCAGCCGCCGCCGCCGAGCCAGCCGCCGCCGCCGCCGAGCCCUCUGCUCCAUCCGCCGCCGCCGAGCCCUCUGCUCCAUCCGCCGCCGCCGAGCCCUCUGCUCCAGCCGCCGCCGCCGCCGAGCCCUCUGCUCCAGCUGCCGCCGAACCCACUCCGGUAGCCCGCAAGCCCUUUGAACCCCUGAGUCUCCCAAAAUAUUUUUUUUGGGGGGGAAGGGUAUCUGUGGGUGGGAAAGAUGGGGGUGGGCUCGGAGACCCGCCGUGGCCGUCCAAGGCUCCUGACCCUCCGUGGCCUGCCAAGGCUCCUGACCCGCCGUGGCCUUCCCUGGCCCCGGACCCGCCCUGGAUACCUCCGCACCCGCCUGCACCCCCCGCACCUGCCUGUAGGUCUCCAGGGCGCCCACCCCCCCUCCCCGCUGUUUCCAUCUGAGGCGUGAGGACACGCCUUCCGGGGAGGGGGAGGUAAUGUCACAGUUCCCUUGUCUCCCGGACUCCAUUUCCCAUGAUCCUCCUGUCUCCACUCCUGUCUCUCACUUCCCUCAUCAGUCUUCCCGCCAUCUCCCCGGAUUCCCAGCACCUGUUGUCCUCGUCAGCACUCCCUUUUAGUUGGACUCACUCCCUGCACUCCUGGUCCGUUCUUAAUGUUAUGUUAUGUACUAUGUGUUUGGUGUUCUCCUCCGUAGUUCAUUAAAGUGCCUGUUAUUGUGGA